Leishmania mexicana MHOM/GT/2001/U1103 is the source of this 291-nucleotide messenger RNA. RefSeq lists its product as hypothetical. Gene Ontology annotation, biological process: fatty acid metabolic process. NCBI's taxonomy places the organism in Eukaryota, Euglenozoa, Kinetoplastea, Trypanosomatida, Trypanosomatidae. Gene Ontology annotation, molecular function: fatty-acyl-CoA binding. The coding region runs from base 1 to 291 and encodes 96 amino acids. The record is from RefSeq and is a predicted model, not a curated record. The transcript has a single exon.
AUGUCGGCCGCUGACUUCGAGGCCGCUGUGGCGUACGUGCGCUCCCUCCCCAAGGACGGUCCGGUGCAGCUGGACCACACCGCUAAGCUUCAGUUUUACUCCCUGUACAAGCAGGCGACGGAGGGUGACGUGACGGGCAGCCAGCCGUGGGCCGUCCAGGUCGAGGCGCGCGCCAAGUGGGAUGCGUGGAACUCUCGCAAGGGCAUGAAGUCGGAGGACGCCAAGGCCGCGUACGUGCAGGAUCUGAUCGAGGUCACAUCCCAGAAGGGCCACCCGUGGAACCGUGCGUAG